This is a messenger RNA of Numida meleagris (helmeted guineafowl), 7921 nucleotides long. Its product is annotated as polymeric immunoglobulin receptor-like. The record is from RefSeq and is a predicted model, not a curated record. Bases 5136 to 6905 code for a protein of 589 amino acids. The transcript has 10 exons. Lineage: Eukaryota; Metazoa; Chordata; Aves; Galliformes; Numididae.
AAGGCUCUCUGCAGAGUGCCAGCCAAGGUUUUGGCCUCUGUGAUACACGUGUGCGAUGCUGGUGCCCAACAGGGAUGGCAGGGCUCUGCCCACAGGAUGAAACAGCUGCUACCUCCAAAUAGGGAAUUUGUUCUGGAAAGGCAGUGGGCUGUGGAAGAUGGACUUACCAGCUAUCCUGCCUUCAGAGCACUGACCCCUUCGCUCAGAGCUUAAUCUCUCCACUGACAUUUAGACCGCGCUCCCUCUCCCUGACAAUAAUUUGCACUCGUAAGUCGAGUGCCUGGGGAGCACAGUGCUGGGUGGGAGCUGGACACUGCCUGUCUGCACACCAGGAGCAGCCCUGGCUAUCCCACAUCCCCACAGGGUCCCCACAUCCCCACAGGGUCCCCACUGGCCCAUUCUGUAAGCUGGAAGGAGCUUAAGCAGGGCAGAGAACCCCUCUUAUGAGGGCAGUGGGAUCAGGUGCUGCUGCAGCUGCUGCCUCCUAUCGCUGAGCCCAAAGCCUAAGGCCCAAGCACAGCUGGUGCAGGGAGCUGCAGGGAUUGCUGCUUUUUUUUUUUUUUUGCAGAGACAUGCUUGCUUCUAUCCUAAAAAUACUCAUGCAUUGUGCACAGAUGAUACCCAGAAACAGAAUAAGAAAAUACUUGGAAGAACUGUGGUGGGUGCUUGGCUUUCUCAGGGUGUGCAGGAGUUGGGCAUGAGAAGAGCAAGAGUGGUGAUGCUGGGGUGAUCAUUGGACUGGAUGAUCUUGGUGGUCUUUUCCAACCGUAAUCAUUCUUUGAGUCCAAGAACACAAACGAAACCCACGUUCAGGUUCAGCCUGACUCCAGCUGGGCUCCAGGGCUCUUGUCUGGGUACCUCCCAAAGCAGCCCUGGUACUGUUUAAUUCUGGGCAUAAUCUGCUUGAUUUGUGUCUGAAGCAAGAUUACACCAGACCCUAGCAAAAAAUGUAUAUAUAUAUCUAUAUAGCAGUGAAGAGGGAGCACAGUAUUUACAAUAUAACAUGAAGAGUUGGAAAACAUACCCUCAGUGCCUUCGUGCAGGCUACACAGCCUGUGUUUACACAUCACAGCAAUGUUUGUAAAGCCCCAAACACUCAGCUUUGCGUUUUGCAUAGACUGUGUAUCCACUUUUUAACUAUCCGUCCCACAACACUCAGACAUGUCAUUUCCAUGUCUGGAUGAGUCUGUCGCUGCUGGCCCAAUUAAAAACAAUCUUGCACACAUCUUUCAUUACAAAGAUGAAAUUCAGGAGAAGUGGUUCGUUAUGUUCUGGUCCCAAACCCUCAUGACUGCUGUUCCCAUGUGCACAGUGCUCAGCGUGGGGAGCUCGCAACCUGCAGAUACAGAGCAGAGAGAAAGACAAGCUGCCCCAAACGCACCCAAGCGCUCUGCAGCAUUCAAACUAACACAUUUAUCUCCGGUUGUGGUUUGUUUUGCUUUACUUACCAGUGAUGCAAUCUUACCUGAUAUCUUAAAACCAAACUCCAACAACAUCCGUCAUUCCUGCUCUUAAAUUUUGUGCUCAGCAACCACCAGUUCAGCCCCACUGAGCCACUGCACCCCCCUUGGCAGCACGGGCAGGGUGAAUGCGCUGCUGCUUCAGUGAGACCUCAACUGUUCUUUGUUUUCCAAUGCCCUUUAGCUCUGAAGUUCAGUAAGAGACAGACCGGGUUAUUAUUGCUCCUUACAGAGGGGUUCAUGCACAGUGAUAACACACCCGACUUGUCUCAACAGCACUGCCCUAGCUGCGAUUUAAUCAUUAACUCUGAUGGGCACUGCAGAACAAGCACAGGUUGUUGUUUCCAUUUAUUCACAACAGCUCUGACAUCACCUUCACAGCUGUACGUUGGGAGAACACACACUGGGGGCCCAGUGUGAUACCCAUCCAUGCUGCGUUAAAGCAAGCAUAGCUCAAAAGAGCAAAUUCUGUAAAUUAUCUGAGAGCCCAUGCUUGUUUAGCAAGAGGAGAAGCCAUUGCUGCCCCCAUGCAGUCACCGCCACUCUGCCAUAGCCGUGCCCCUUGCUUUGUGAAUGAUGCUGAGAAAAUGUCCCUUCUUUCUUCCUGUGCUGCUCUAUUUCUCUGCUUCUUCAUCUCAAGGAGGUGGGGAGUUCAGGUGCCCCUGCUUGACAAGCUGGGGUCAGCCUGGCGCACCUGAGGACCUCAUACCCCACGUGAGCAAGGGAGUAGCUCGCUGCUAUCACUGCUUGUUACUAACCCUUCAAAUCACCUCUGUCAAAAGCAAUCAGCCUCCACCCAAAGCAUCUUGCCACCCCGCUGCUCGUCAGAGUGACUCAGGACGUGUUACCCGGCCCAACUGGCUGCUCUAGGGAGAGCUCAUCUGACAGCAACACUGCUGCCUUUGGUCUCGCCCUGCUGCAGCUGGAGCUUGCUCCUAAUGCAGGCACAGCUGCAGCAGCUGGAGCGUCGUGUGGGAACAGUGGGGACAUGUUCCCGGUCCCUAUUCAUGGGGCUGUCAUUCUGCUGCAGCUUUGUGUACCAGAAGUCCUUCUCCCUACCUUCUGUAAGGAGCCCAUGGGAUGCCAGGCUCUCCUGGUGGCAGGUCACCAGGUUUUGUCACCCGUGCAAUGACCCCACCAGCAAGGUGACAGCAUGCAAUGCACCAGCAUGAGCAUCCUGGUGAUGGGGAAGGGAGAAUCCGGCACAGACAUCCCAUGAGUGCUCAUUCUUCUGGUGCCUGCGCUGAGCCGCUCCCAUGCUGAACCAGAAAGUGAGCAAACAGAGCAGCCUUAACCCCUCCUGCCCGGCCGGGCUCCGCUCGCACGCUUCCUUCCCUUGCAGAUACAUACGUUGCCCUUCCCUUUCCCACCAGCCGGAUGCUGAGCAGUGAGUGCUGCCCCUUUCUAGAGGGAAGCAAACACAGAAGCAGAGCCGGGCCCCACCCUUUACCUGGAAGAGUCGGGAAUUUGCAUCCAAACAACCAGAAAAAGACAGAAUACUACUCUCCAGAAGAGUCCUUUUCCCAGCUGUCACCUGCAACCUGCAAGACUCCCCACCAGGGCUCUCCAGCCCCUUCCUGCUGCCUGCCCUCAGCUCGCGGUGACAGCUCCGCGGCAGCGACACGCGGUGGCAGUGCACGACACGCGGUGGCGAUGAAUGAACCCGGGGGGGGGCAGUGCCCUCCACCCGCAUCCAGCCCAGAGCAGCAGCCAUGGGUGGGGGCACGGCCCCGCUACCAUGGUACGGGGCGUCAGCUGUCUCCGCACUGAGGUCACGGGGGUAGCGAAGGAACAGUUGGGAACCAGUCAGGGAAAGGCAAGAGAAAGCAAAAUCUGAGGGACUUAACCCAGUGCCACAGUUAAAAUGAAUUAUUAACAACGGUGUGGAAGCAGGGAGGCUUUGUCUUAUCGACGGCAAUAAAACAAUGAUGAGAGCAACCUUUGAGCACGCAGAGUGCUUCCUGGACUGGGGCACCAAUGGGCUCAGACCCUUGGAUGCACCCCCUGAGCCGAGGUCCCUGCUUGCCUUCAGGUGUCACCUCUUACCCCAGUGACAGCCCAUGGGGUCCUGGUUGGGCACGGAGCGAUCCCAGCUGUCAUCCAGGUCCCUCUGAGCCCGGGAUGUGGCUUCCCGCAGGGCAAGGACAAGGACAAGGAGCCUGGUCCUCACCUGCAGCACGGAGGUGUUUCUCACCCUCAGUUUUAUGUGCCGCAUUUUAUUGCGAUCCGAUUGUUUUGCUUCCAAUGUAGUUAAAAAGAAAUUAAUGUCCUUAGGGAGACUGAUAUCAUUGAAGCUGAAUCAUUAUUGGGAGCUGGUUAUUGCACAGGUUUGGUACUAAACAACGAAAUGACUGCAAUAUAAGCGAUCACAUAAUGAUAAAGGAAGGAAAACUGAUUGAUUGAGAUACACCUUCAUCCAGGGAGAAUCCAAAGUGCUUCAAAAAGCACGAGCCGAGGCUUCAAAGCAUACCUGUGCCCCAGAAGUGUGAGGGCUGGACCUUUGCACCCUAACAUGCUGCGUGGGACGGAACAAAGCUUUCCAAUAAGUCACAUCUAUCAGCUUUGCCGUGAGCACCGAACCACCCGCUGCUCUCACACAGAGCGUGAUAUCCUGCAAAGCCUGUGGGUAUGCGGAGGGCAGGACCAGCCCGGGGCGUUUCCAGCACUGCCGCACAUUGACUGCUUCAAUCCAUCAUCUUUAUAUGAAGGGAAAACAGAGCAAAGUCCCCCGCAACAUCACAACUGUUGCUAUGCACACUUCUGCCUUUCCCGAAGCAAUGCAACCCACCAACCAGCAAACUUUACGCGUGCAGCGGUUAAAAUGCAGCAUAAUUAAAUGUAGAGAGAAAUUAAGCACGACGAAAUGACGAGUUACUGAGAGAGCAUAAAGAUAUUCUCAAGUAAAGUCCACGUGCCUCAGUGACAUGCUGCCUCGAUUUCUCAACUUUGAUCUCCUUAGCUGAUUGGCAAUUUGGUUUAAUCAGGCCGUGUUGCAAUGAUCUGAUCUAAUUUCCCUCAAUUAACGUGAUUAUAGCUACCUGGAAAUCACAGCACGGCGGUGCAGCCUUUAACACUGUAGAGCUGGGCUCGUUGCAGUGAGAAAUCUUAACAAACGUUGAGGCAGCAAACAGUCUUUUGUGCUGGAAUCUUUAAGAGGAUGGUGGCAAAGGACAAGCAUUCAGGGUGGUUCAGACUGCAGAAGUGGAGUGAAACACACGCAACGUUCGUUCUUGAUGUUGAGUUCUGCCUAAAGGCCAUUCCCAGCAGAGAGCAUUUCAAUGCUAGUAACUAGAAACCAUUCCUUUGUGUUACAACUUCACAUGUUGUCUGAAGCACUGGGGAAUUCCUCUCAAACCGUGCAGUUUCUGCUCCUGGCUUCUUCAUUGGUUUCCUUUCCAUGUCACCCACAUCAUUAAGUGGCUGAAAAAGAGCAUUCUAGCUUCCAUAUUCGGUGCAUUACUGUCAUUUCUACUAUUUCCAUCAGUAUUUUGGCCGUCUCCAAUUUGCUCAGCAAGGCACGGCUGAACUUCAAUACAGCAAAACUGUUAUUAACUCCAGACAUCAUUAUAUUAAAAAAGAACUGAACAUCAAGAGCUGAGCAGAGACCCGCAGAGCUGCAGAUCAGAAGCAGAAGCAUCCUAACCUAAGGGACACCAGCAAAAGCCAGUAUCCAAAAUGAGAUUCGGAAGUUUGCCAAGUGAACAUUCGAGAAGAGCAGACAUGGAGGUUCUCCUCCUCUUUGUGGCUUUGCUGCAAGAGCCAGCCUUGAGCUCCUUGUAUGGGCCCAGGUUUUUGACAGGUGCAGUCGGAGGGUCUGUCACCCACCAGUGCUUCUACUCCAUCACACUUGCCAACAAGCAUGACAGAAAGUUCUGGUGUAAAAGGGCUGGAGAUGGGAUUUGCUACACCAUCAUCUCCACCACCGGCUUCAUCUCGAAAGACCACAUGGGCCGAGUGUCCCUGGAGGAUGUCCCCCAGUAUGGCACCUUCAUGGUGACAAUGACGCAGCUGGAGAUGAAUGACACAGGGACCUACCGCUGUGGCAUUGGCCCCACCAACAGGGACCUCUACGUCAGCCUAAACCUGACUGUGUCAGCAGAUGUGGGCAUGCUGAGGCCAGUUGAGCUGCUCCUCGGGGAGCUCCGUGGCUCCGUCACCAUCCCCUGCCCACCUGGGGACAGCCAGGGUGGCACCAGGAGGCUGUGGUGCAGAGUGGGGAGAAGCAGCUGCAUCCUUAUUGCCGACACCGAUGGCUACGUGGGGAAGACCUACGAGGGACGGAUCUAUAUUACCCCCCAGGAGAGCUCUGGAGCAUUCAAAGUGCUGAUAAAUGAUUUAAGGCCAGAAGACGCAGGGCUGUACAAGUGUGGGAUGGGCAGCCUGGCUGACUGGGUCCGCUGGCAGAUGGUGGCCCUGCAGGUGACCACAGCCCCUGCCCAGCCCCGGAGAACGAAGGUUGUGCAUGGCAGGAUAGGGGGCUCGCUGUCCCUCAGGUGCCACCACGACCCCACGGGCAGCUACACCACCAAGUACCUGUGCAGGUGGCAGGAGGCCAGCUGCUCCCUGCUGGUGGACACAGACGGGUUCGUGCAUGAGUCCUACAAGGGGCGCAUAUGGAUCUCCAGCAGCGAGCAGAGCAAUGGGACCUACACCGUGGUGAUGAGCCACCUGCGAGAGGAGGAUGCGGGGUGGUACUGGUGUGGGGCCAGGAAUGGGCACACAGAGCACACGACAUCCGUGAAACUGCGCAUUGAGAAGGAGAUCUUCACUUCACAAAACCCAGAAACGCACAAUUCUGUGAACCCCACUUUGCCAUUGAGCUCAGCUUCCAACAGUGUGGUGGCACAGAGGAGCACUAUGGGGCCAACAGACACCACGGGGCCAACAGACAACAUGAGGCCAGCAGAUACCAUGAGGCCAACAGACACCAUGGGGCCAACAGACACCAUGGGGCCUAUCUACGCCACAGGGCCAAUGUACACCAUGGGGCUGACACACACCAUGGGCACCAGCACUGAGGGCACCAGCACAGAGGGCACCAGCCCCCACCCGCCACUUCUCCCCCCUGGCACCUUUGUGACCUCCCGCAGUGACACCUACAGUGAGAGCUCAUUGGGUGAAUCCUCUCUGCUCCCCGUUGUGAUACCAUCUCUGGUUUUGCUGAUUUUCGUCAUUGCCACAGUUCUUGUCCUUACCAAAAUAAAGCUUCAGAAGGAGAUGGGAGAGGAAGGAAGCACCUUGGGACAGACAGAAGCCGUGCUGGUGCAGAGUGGACUGAGCCCCACAGACGGGCAAGGGAUGGAGGAACUCAGCAGCCUACACAACGCCAACGGAUGCAAGGCAGAGUUGGGCAGAUGUCGGAUAAUACGUGCUCUCCUUGGAAGUUUCGGGCAGACCAGCUUGUGUGAAUCCUUCGGUGGAAAAAAUUCUUUCCAACAUGAAUGAUGAGGACUUGAGGAAACUCAGGCAGAACCCCCUUCUCUCAGAGCACGAUGUACAUAAGCUCAGAAGCUUCUUGACUGUAAGGCAAGACACAGCUAUAACUUCCAAGCAUGCAGCAGCACUUCUUCCUUGCUCCCCAUUCUGCAGCCAAAUGCCACUUCCUGUGUGGUUUGUAGAGAACAAAACAAGGCAACUAGCCACGCUGUUCUUGUAUGCGGCCCUGACUGUCUCCUGUAGUACAGAGCACCCCGAUGGGGAGCUGGGCACGGAAAGGAAGGACCCUCAGAGCAGCAGGUCUGACUUGUGGAAAUCAUCAUCCUUAGGGAUUUGUUUUGCAAAGCACAAGCCAUGUUGGACUUCAGUCCAAGCACACAAAAGAUUUCAGCCCAGCAGCAACCCAGACUACGUGCCAUGCUUCAACCUGGGGGAAAAAAAAAAGCAAAGCAAGGGUUGUUUGUGUUCUGGAGAUGCCAAAGUGCUUUGGCACCUGUGACUUGGCAGGACGACGCUUCCUUGUCUGUUAAAGCAAAUAUAUUUGCGUAAUUCCAUCUUGUUCAGAGACAAAGGAUUGGUUUUACCAGAAGCUUCAAGGGCGAAGAUAGAGCCUUGGAUAAAGAAACUGUUAGUCCACCAAGGGCUGCCUCUUGUCCAAGGUGCCCGAGUGGCUGCAGGUCCCCGUCAACUGCUUUCAGCUGGGGUUCCUCUGCCCACAUCUGUGCCACCAUUCCCAGCUCCUUCCAAGCACAUCUCUGUGCAUGCCAGCAGCCAGGCAGGUGGAGGGGAAGGCAACGCACGGGCACCCAAAAAGGAAAGGUUCUCCUGAGAACAGAAGGUGUACAGAAAGCAAACACACCUGUGUUUAUCAUGGCCAAGUGCAAACCCCAGCGCUGCUGUCCUGCUCCAGCUCCUCAACUUUCCCUAUAAGCAGGUGAGAAUGUCUUCAUGUGGCCCUGAAUUGAACAAAAUUGUUGCCUUUGCAUCAUCAGAACAAAGUAAAGCAAAUUUGUAACUCAUCCCAU